Penaeus vannamei (Pacific white shrimp) is the source of this 1482-nucleotide messenger RNA. NCBI's taxonomy places the organism in Eukaryota, Metazoa, Arthropoda, Malacostraca, Decapoda, Penaeidae. The record is from RefSeq and is a predicted model, not a curated record.
AUGUCCAACCGCCCCGCGGCACCUGCGGCUAAGUCCCAUGUUAUGCUGGAGUCCGAUAGAAAUGGAACCUCAAGAACCCCGAAGGAACCUCGAGAACCCCAAAAGAACCUUCAGAAAUCCCGCUCGAGAGAGGAUAAACCUAGAUUAUAUCCCUUCCGCAAGGCACACACUCUAAGAAAGCACACGCAAAUAAUAUGCACUAGAGUACCCCAAAAGGAACCUGAGAAGAACCCGAAGGAACUCAAGACCCCAAAGGAACCUCAAGGAACGCUCGAAGGAACCUCAAGAACCCCGAAGGAACCAAUCUCGAAGGAACCUCAAAGAGACCCCAAAAGGAACCUCAGACCCGAAAGGAACCUCAAGAACCCCAAAGGGUAUACCCUCAAAGAUCCACAAGGUAGAGCCAAUCUAAAUCCGUCGAAGGAACCUCGAAGAGAGCAGGGCUACGAAGGAACCUCAAGAACCCAAAAGGAACUCAAGAACGCCCGAAGUAACCUUAUCAGAACCAAAGGAACCUCAAGAACCCUCAAGGAUGUGAAGCGCUCAAGAACCUGGAAGGAACCUCAAGAACCCGAAGGACCUCAAGAACCCAAAAGGAAACCUCAAGAAGAACUCAAGAACCCCAAAGGACCUCAAGAAAAUCGAAGGAGAAGAACCUCAAGAACCUCAAGAACCCCGAAGGAACCUCGAAGGAACCUCAAGAACCCCGAAGGAAGGCUCAAGAACCCCGAAGGAACCUCAAGAACCUCGAAGGAACCUCAAGAACCUCGAAGGAACCUCAAAGAACUCGAUAGGACCUCAAGAAACUCGAAAAGGAACCUCAAGAACCCCGAAGGAACCUCAAGAACCCCAAGGAACCUCAAGAACCCGAACCUCGAAGGAACCUCAAAGAAGAACCUCAAGAACCCCGAAGGAACCUCAAGAACCUCGAAGGAACCUCAAGAACCUCGAAGGAACCUCAAGAACCUUCGAAAGGAAAACCUCAAGAAACCUCGAAGAAGCCUCAGAGAAACCUCGAAGGGAACCGUCAAGAACCUCGAAGGAACUCAAGAACUCUCGGAAGGAAACCUCAAAAGAACGCUCGAAGGAACCUCAAGAACCUCGAGGAACCUCAAGCAAACUAUCGAAGGAAUCUUUCCAAAGCGCAGGACCUACAUGAAACCUCCGAAGGACGGCUCAAGAACCCAGUCGAAGGAAACUGCGUCAAUGAACAACUCGAAGGAACAAAAAGGUAACUCAACGAUCUCUCGUCCUAAGGCCAAUCCUUCAAGAACCCACCGAAGAGAACCUUCAAGUAACCGCGGAGAAGCUGAACCCCCAAAGGAACCUCAAGAACCCCGAAGGAACCUCAAGAACCUCGAAGAACUCAAGAACUCCCAAAAGGUACCUCAAGAACAAUCCAAAAAGCAUACCAAUCCAUCAGAACCCCAAAAGCGAUACCUGAGAAAACCUCAAGAACUCAAAACAGCUUCCGGAGGAUAA